Messenger RNA from Lycium barbarum (goji berry), 606 nucleotides. RefSeq lists its product as uncharacterized. The coding region runs from base 21 to 488 and encodes 155 amino acids. The transcript is spliced from 2 exons. The record is from RefSeq and is a predicted model, not a curated record. NCBI's taxonomy places the organism in Eukaryota, Viridiplantae, Streptophyta, Magnoliopsida, Solanales, Solanaceae.
GGGAGGAUAACCUUUGUCGGAUGCAUCAGAAUAUUCCUGUUAUCACAAAUAAGUUGGAGAAAAUUCUUCCACCGGGGUUCUUUGAUGUGAUGGAACAUCUUCCAAUUCACCUUGCAUACGAAGCCCGGCUCGGAGGCCCAGUUCAAUAUAGGUGGAUGUAUCCCUUCGAGAGGUCUAUUGGUAAGUUAAAAAGGGAUAUCAAGCAAAAAUCGAAAGUGGAAGGCUCAAUGUGCGAAGUUUAUCUUGCCAAGGAAACAUCCCAUUUCUGUUCUUACUACUUUCAGAACGAUGUGCCUUGUUUGAGAAAUAGGCCUAAUCGACACUAUGAUGGAGGUGUGAAUAACUCUUUAUUGAAGCCGAUAUUGAUCUUCAAUCGACCAGGUGAUGGGCCCAAAAAACGUGAGAGACCAUUGAAUCAAAUGGAGUAUAAAUCAGCUUCGACACAUAUCUUGUUAAAUUGCCCAGAAGUUCAACCUUAUUAUGAGUAAGUUUACCAAAAAUUGCAAAAUUUCAUCAUUUAAAUUGAGAAUAAGGGCUAACCCAAAUUCCAUUUUGUUGAACAGUCUCUUUGUGGAAAUACAUGGACAAGAAACAGUGUCCGACCAA